Molecule: messenger RNA, 1416 nt
Organism: Cololabis saira (Pacific saury)
Lineage: Eukaryota; Metazoa; Chordata; Actinopteri; Beloniformes; Belonidae
Gene: unc50
Product: unc-50 homolog (C. elegans)
Exons: 6
Coding region: 95-868 (257 amino acids)
Cellular component (GO): Golgi membrane
Source: RefSeq, a predicted model, not a curated record
CGUGUGCGUUUUCGCGACACUUCAGGAAAUUAUCUCCAGAAACGAGAAGGAGUUGUGGCGAUUUCUCGUAAACGAGUGCAGAAAACAAAGUGCCAUGUUGCCGACGACCUCGCCACAAACCAAUGGCACCCUGAGUGCCAGGGAUGCUGCACGGCACACGGCGGGUGCCAAGCGCUACAAAUACCUACGGCGGUUGCUUCAUUUCAGGGCGAUGGACUUCGAAUUUGCUCUGUGGCAGAUGCUUUACCUGUUUACGUCACCACAGAGAGUCUACAGAAACUUUCACUACAGGAAACAGACCAAGGAUCAGUGGGCCAGGGAUGACCCUGCUUUUCUGGUCCUGCUCAGCAUCUGGCUAUGUGUGUCAACAAUAGGCUUUGGUCUUGUGCUGGACAUGGGAGUGCUGGAGACGCUGAAACUGCUGCUCUGGGUGGUCUUUGUUGACUGUAUAGGAGUUGGCCUGCUCAUAUCAACUCUUAUGUGGUUGAUCACCAACAAGUACCUGCUGAAACAACCCACCAGAAGCUUUGAUGUCGAGUGGGGCUAUGCAUUCGAUGUGCACCUCAAUGCUUUCUACCCACUUCUAGUCAUCCUGCACUUCCUGCAGCUUUUCUUUAUUAAUCAUAUUGUGGUGAUAAAUUCAGAGUGGUUCCUGGGAUAUUUUGUUGGGAAUACUCUGUGGCUGAUUGCCAUUGGUUAUUAUCUCUACAUAACAUUCUUGGGGUACAAUGCUCUACCCUUCCUGACAAACACGGUGGUGCUCCUCUACCCCUUCGCUCUCCUCGGGCUCAUCUAUAUCCUCUCUGUCUCGCUGGGCUGGAACUUCACACGGGGCCUCUGCUGGUUUUACAAAUACCGAGUCCAGUAGAAGACGCUCAGGUUGGACACUCGCUGGCCCCGAGCCAACCUGUCCUCAACUUCCACGUGCGCGACGAUGAAUCCGUUUCCGGCUGCCGUUAGUCAACGACUGGUAAAGAGGGACUUCUGGCCGACUCUCGGUCAACUGGGACUCCGGGGUCGAUGAGUGCAAAGCUGCCCGACUGUUGCUCAACUCUUUUUGAUUUUCUCUUUGGCUCUUUUGCUGAGCUGGAGUUCAGCCGUCGGUAAACGGUGACGCGUUUGGACUAACGGCAGAAACGAGGAGAUGGAUGAGGCGCCCCUUCCACCAUCGUUCUUUUUGUAUGCUUUGUAAAUUGUACAGUGGCGGGUUGUAAUAUAUACAGGAAGGAUUGUUUCUGAAAAAGAGUUUGCUUUAAGUUUUCCUUUUUAAAAGAAAAGGGACUGAGGGAAUCUAAGCGUGCUCAUUGAAAUGAAAAAGGAAAGCAGAGAACCGAUUGCUGACUUCUUUUUCCGUUUUAUUUUUUUCUUAGGUGUACAUUCCAAAGCACUUUCAAUAAAGGGUUUUAUUAACUUAAA